Messenger RNA from Geodia barretti, 1596 nucleotides. The record is from the annotation of a GenBank genome assembly. Lineage: Eukaryota; Metazoa; Porifera; Demospongiae; Tetractinellida; Geodiidae.
AUGGUCAACCGACACGAUGAAACUGAUGUGCUGGUAAUCGGGGCGGGCGCUUCCGGCGCCGCUUUCACCUGGAGCCUCACCCUGGCCGGCAUCAAGGUUGUCUGCCUGGAGCAGGGCGGCUGGGUGCCGUUGGACGCCUUUCCCACCAGCGAGCCUGACGCGCAAAUCCGUUGGCAGACCGACUUCCACUCCAACCCCAACGUCCGCGGCUUGCCCGAGGACUAUCCGGUCAACGAGGCGGAGACGCCCAUUUCGCCCCUGAUGUACAACGCCGUGGGCGGCAGCACCAUCCACUGGGGUUCCCACUUUCCCCGCUUCCAUCCCUCCGACUUUGUCCUCAAGUCCCAGGACGGCGUGGCCGACGACUGGCCCAUGACCUACGCGGAACUUGAACCCUACUACGACCUGAACGACCGGAUGAACGGCGUCUCGGGCCUGCGGGGCGACCCGGCCUAUCCGCCCAAGCCCGAACGGCCCACGCCUCCCCUGGCCAUCGGGCGGGGUGGUGAACUGCUGGCCGACGCCUUCAACAAGCUGGGCUGGCACUGGUGGUCCUCGGACAGCGCCAUAGCCUCCGUGGAGUACGACGGUCGCCAACCCGAUACCGGCGGCACGCUGCGCUCCCUGGCCAGCGCCGACAUUAUUUACUGGCCCCGGGCCCUCCGCCGGGGCGCCCGCCUCAAGACCUUCUGCCGGGUACGGGAAAUCCUGGUAGACCAGUCGGGCCGGGCCACCGGAGCCCUCUACUAUGACGCCAACGGCAACCUGCAGGAACAGCGGGCGCGGGUCGUGGUGGUGGCCGGCAACGGCGUGGGCACCGCCCGCCUGCUGCUAAACUCCAAGUCUGCCCUGUUCCCCGAAGGCCUGGCCAACAGCAGCGGCCUGGUGGGCAAAAACCUGAUGCACCACCCCUGCGGCGGCGCCAUGGGCAUCUUUGAAGAAUGGCUGGGCGGCGAGGCCGGUCCCCGGGGCAGUUCCAUGCUGGGCCAGGAGUUCUACGAGACGGACCUGAACCGGGGCUUUGUUCGCGGGUAUGACCUGCAGAUUACCGGCGUUACCAGUUCGCCCCUGCCCACUGCCCUGGGCGGCAUCCAGCAGGAAACGGUGCCCUGGGGACAGGACCACCACCGUAUAUUCGGCGAACGUUACGGCCACACCAUCGGCAUCACCGUGAUGACCGAAGACCUGCCCGAGGAGAGCAACCAGGUAACCCUGGACCCGGUGUUGACCGACUCCCACGGCAUUCCCGCUCCCCGAAUCCAGUACACCGUCAGCGAGAAUACCGACAAGAUACUGGACCAUGGCGUGGAGCGAGCCAAGGAGGUGCUGGAGGCUGCCGGCGCCAAGGAGGUCUACACCUCGCACAUCCGGCGCAACGCUGGCUGGCACCUGCUGGGCACCGCGCGCAUGGGCGACGACCCCAACAACUCGGUGGUGGACCGCUGGGGCCGGGCCCACGAUGUGCCCAACCUGCUCAUCGUCGACGGCAGCAUCUUCACCACCGGCGCCUGCAUCAACCCCACUACCACCAUCCAAGCCCUGGCACUGCGGACGGCGGACUUUGUAAAGGGCGAGGGGAGCAGCCUGCUGGCGUAG